Molecule: messenger RNA, 598 nt
Organism: Capsella rubella
Lineage: Eukaryota; Viridiplantae; Streptophyta; Magnoliopsida; Brassicales; Brassicaceae
Product: E3 ubiquitin-protein ligase RHA1B
Exons: 1
Coding region: 1-444 (147 amino acids)
Source: RefSeq, a predicted model, not a curated record
AUGGGUCUUCUAACAGAUUUCAAACAACUUCAGAUUCCAGGGUACGUAAUAAAGACACUUUGCGUCAUUGGUUUCUUUAGAGACAUCAUCUAUGCUCUUUGUCCUUACAUCGGUCUACCUAGUUUUCUUGACCACUAUACCUCUCGUCCCGACACGAGUCCGAAGCCGAAGAGUCUUGUCGAAGAUUUAGAGUUAGUCCCUGUGGUUCGUAUCUCGGAUCUUUUGACCGUUCCUGAUGAUUGUUGUACGGUGUGUUUAUCCGAUUUCAAGCCUGACGAUAUGAUUAGGCAGCUUCCAAAGUGUGGACACGUGUUCCACCAUCGUUGUUUAGACCGUUGGAUCGUUGGGUGUUGCAAGAUGACGUGUCCUAUUUGUCGGAACCGGUUCUUGUCGGAUGACAAUUACACCGAGAUGGAUUCUGAUUCUGUUUCGGUUCAGUGGUGAUCAAGAAGUGGAAUAUAUCAACUAAUAGUGGUUUUUACUUUUUAAAACACUAUAUAAUAUGUAGCAUCCGAUGAAUAUAAAAGUUCUGGAUAAAAUUUUGGAUUUGUAUAAUGUUUAUUCGAAAAAAAUAUGAUAAGACAUCAUUAUCUGUGAA